Messenger RNA from Neodiprion virginianus, 5797 nucleotides. Its product is annotated as transcription factor SPT20 homolog. Gene Ontology annotation, molecular function: transcription coregulator activity. Bases 327 to 3629 code for a protein of 1100 amino acids. The record is from RefSeq and is a predicted model, not a curated record. Gene Ontology annotation, cellular component: SAGA complex. Gene Ontology annotation, biological process: regulation of transcription by RNA polymerase II. The transcript is spliced from 21 exons. NCBI's taxonomy places the organism in Eukaryota, Metazoa, Arthropoda, Insecta, Hymenoptera, Diprionidae.
UAUCCCAGUCCGUGCCUGUGUGGUGUUUGUAUAAUAGGUUACACUAUGCUCUAGAAUGACAUUUGUAGUUUGUAGUUAUUAUUUAUUUUAAAUGAAAUAAUCUCGCUUAGCUAGUUCUGCUUAUUAAUAAAUCCGCUGAUACUGCCUCGUAAAGUUGUGAAUUAUUUAUUGAUCGGUAUGAGGUUAUGAUAGGCGAGUUCACCUGGCUUACAUUCUGUGUCCAAUGUUUACUAUUAGAUCUCUUUUUUAUAUCUAUAAUGAAGAAUAUAGCGGAUCGGCGGUACAUGAACUAUGACACUGAAUGCUAGUAAAAACAUCCAGCCAAAAUGAUUGGCACAGUGUCCAGUUUGGAAGAUGCUUGUCGUCAAGCUCAGGAUAUGAUUGACCAAGUGCCUGGGUGCUGGAAAGAGUUUCAGACUCAGAAUUGUCUAAAUUCACCCUUAAAUCCAAUUCAAUGUGGCAAUAAAAAGGAACAAAAUCACUCUAAGCGUAGCAUUCAGUCAAAAUUGACAAGACUAUAUUUUGAGGAGUUGUCAAAAGUUCCACACGCAACACCUGACUCUGUUCUGAACAAUCUCGAAAAUGAGUGCGACCUUCUGGGUAGAUUGGUACAAAGAGAAGGCCUCCAUACGUUAAUUGUAAAUCUCUAUGCUGGCAAUAAAGGAUACUCAUUAGGGAUAAGAAACAGCAGUGAAACAGGACAUACAUUCGAUAAAAACACAUUAUUAUCUGAGACUCAGUUAAUGGGGUAUGAGCAAGGGGAACUAUUAUCCUCAAUAGACAAUGGACAAUUGCCUGCGAUCCUAGCUGAACAAUUAGAAGGAAGUCAUUCGCAUUUAUUUUACGAUGGAUGUAUUAUUGCCGAAGUACGAGAUUACCGUAAAGCCUUUCCUCACGCCAAGCCUGAAGUACAUCAUGUUCUUCUCAAGCCUACAACACAAAGUGUACUCUCGGAUGUCUCGACACUAACAAGCGAUGGAGAUUGGAGCCAUGAAGAACGACUCGUCUUGGAGUCUCAUCUGGUGGCUGCUACACAGGGACCGCUUUGCCUGGAUCCCAGUCCAGCGCCUAGUUUGGCAACUACUCGGAUACGUCAGUCGAAGGCCCUAAUUACUGAUCAUCAGUUAAUGCGGCAGGCUAAAAAGUUUUCUCAGGUUACAGUAAAUCGAAAGAGAAAAUUAGAACAGCUUGCACAGCCUGAGGGCUUGACAAUUCAAGACUUGAUGCAGAAAUUACGUACAAAAAGGGGACUAUCAACAACCACUGCCUGCCCGUCACCGUCUCUUAUUAAUCCUCCACUUCUUCCACCGAGCACACCGAUUGAUGUUCUAAGGUAUGCGAAGGCGUACGAGCGACCACGGGAAACACGAGACUGUCUACCACAACUUAUAGAAGAAUAUAUAUUAGAGACUGAAAGGGGCCAAGGUCGAAUAUAUCAUAUAAAGCUUUCGAUUCUACAGAGACCUUCGAAUUCUGAGUACCUUGGUGAGCUUUAUGUAGAUCGAGAUCAUCGAGAAGGAGAAAAAAAUGGAUCGGCUUGUCGGUUCAGUCUUGGUACUAGAGCACAGGCAAAUCAUUAUAUACAGCAAUUUACGGAAAUAUUUACAGAGGAAGGUAGGAAAAAUGUGCGAAUAAAACAUGUUGUACCAGGGCAGCCCCCUCGUGUUACCUGUACUCCUGGAAUGCAGCGUGCGCAUCAACAGGCACAAGCACAAGCAGCUCAGAUUGUAGCCCAGCAACUGCAACAAGCCCAAUCGCAGCACGUCGCCCAGCAGAUCCUUACAAGAGCUCAAGGACAAUUGAAUACGUUAACAAGCCAAGUAGCUUCCAUGAAAACUGCAUCGGAUGCAUCGAGUUCCUGUCAAGCUAAUUUGGCAAGCUUGGAUCUAUCGGUUGUUCCAUCUACGGCAGAAGCAACAACAUCUAAUUCAAUUCCAGCGAUGAGUAACGGCAUGCUACAUAAUACAGCUACUGUUCAAGUAGAUGCUUCACCGAUGCCGGGAGCCGACGUUAAUUCCUGUAACGGUUCAGGAAUCUUAGUGUUUCAGCAAAAGCCUGCCCCUUGUGUAAACAAUAUAUCAGCUACGAAUGUUCCUGUUCUGCAAGCCCAACUGCAAGCUGGUACCCAGGGUAACAUUAGAGAGACUUCGAGUCAGAGUCAGGGAGAGACAUCUUUCAAAAAGCACUCUACGAAUCCUGCAAUAAGUGCUCUUGUUACUUCUCUCAUGAAUUCAGCACAACAAUUUCAGCAGCAAGCUGCAGCUAAUGCAGCUGCUGCAGCCAUGAACAAUAGCGCGCAGGCUAGUACAAAAUCGAAUAACACUGCUAUUCUUAGCUUACUGAACAGCAGUCCUGCCAAUUUAACUCAGCAGAAGACUCAACCUCGAAGGAUCUCCUUAAAUGCUACUAUACCACCUAGGGUGAUCGGGCAUGGCAAUGUGAUCACCGUUCCUAAUACUACAGGCCAGAUAGCAAAACCUGUUACAUUCCAGGUGAGGGUAAGUUUUGCCCCUGCUUUGACGGGGCAGCUAGCAGGAAAACAGGCUGUGCGAUUGGCUAGGGUACAAGAUCCUGCUUCCACGCUCGGACUUUCAAUGCCCGGAUUGUCUGCUUUGCUCGCUGGUACACCUUCGGCUGACAACCCGAUUCCUGGAAUUAAUACAACUUCCUCUUUAUUGGAGAGGCUAACAGCCUCCUCGAGUCAAAGUAGCCAACCAUCUAGCCCUAUGACUAGUCCACCAGCAACGAAUGUGAAUUUACAGGGAGUCAAUCUCACUAGUCUACCCAAUUCAAUAAAUGGUCUACAAAAUGUUCAGGUCUCUUUUCCUGGCUUAUCUCAACCAAUAACGAUGUCACUCAAUGUUUCGGCAGCUACAGGAUCAGUUACCCCGAGUGGAGUAAUCGUAUCUGUUCCAAUAUCAUCUGGUACCAAUACGUGCACGACUGUUUCCAGUAUGGUAUCUGCAACUGUUGUAACUACUGCAGUGUCUGGGAGUAGUCCGACAGUAGUAAUUGCUAACCCUGCCAAUACUCAUUUGUCAUUACCAAUUGCUCAAAUCAUACCAUCAGGAGUAAAAGGCUUAUCACAACAAAACAUGCAUAGUACUAAUUCAGUUACUCUUUCACAGGGAGGACCGGCGAUACAGCUUGUUGGAUCUCAGAGGCAGCGGCUUAAUCAAAUCGCCCGUCACGUACAGCCAAAUCAAGCUAAACCAACUAUUAUGCCGAGCCAGUUAGUAACUGUUGCAAAACCUGUACCAGCAAAUCAUCUGAUUUUGUCUGGUAAUAAACAGGUGUUAACUCCAAUUGGAGGUAGCAAACCAGUGCUGAUGGCGACUCAAGCUCCAUCUUCCGCUAGGGUAGUAUCUGCAAAUAAGCAAACGUUGCUUACAAAGUCUUUGCACACACGACUAUCUACAGGAUCCACCAACCUGCAGUCUCAGAGCCUUGGCAUUACAGGCUUAUCGCAGCAACAGUUGCAGAGGACCCUUGUGAAGCCGGUCCAGCUGCAACAAUUACAAUGUUUAGCUGCUCAACAUAAGGCAGUUGUAGUAGCUGGAAACUCGCCAAAUAGGACGCAAUUGCAACAACAGCGAAAUAAAUCUACUCCCGGGGAAGACUCUCUCUGAAUACGUUCAAAUACCUUAAAAUAAGUCACUUUGAAUUAAAAUAAUAAAAGCCUCUUUGCGAAUGACAUUGUCAAGUACAUUAUUAUACAUAUUAUAGUAUAUAUUUUACGUAAGUAAAAAAUUAAAUUUACACGCCGUUCAAGCAAUAUACCAUCAUAUUGGGUACUGUUUAUUCAUUGAUUUUCGUGUAAAUAAUAGAUUUCUUUUCAAUGUAUUGCCCUGAAAUACAUGAUUUAUUUAUAAAAAAAAUUAAGCAGCAGUCAGGAAAACGGUGAAAAUAUUAAAUAACACGUGCAUGUACAAUAGCGCACCUGCACCAAAGCGAAACAAAAGUCUUGCAAAACCAUUCGAUAACGCAGGGGGGCUGGGGAAGGGGGCUUCAAUUAUUGUACAUAUUAUAUAUACAUAUGAUAUAUGAUUUGUUUUAUAUAAAAAAAAAAAAAAAGAAAAAAAAGUAAUAAAUAUUCCAUUUUUAUUGAUUUUUUUCAUCCUACUAAUUUCUUAACUACAAUUGAUUUCAGUUUCCAGAAGGUUGCAAUUAUUUCGUCUUGAAAAUUAUCACAUUCGUAUGCUGUGUCGCGGAAGAACGUUCACGUUUUUUUUUCUCUUAGAAGAGAGUGCACAAAAUUGGAAAGGUUAAAAAUCAACUUUUCACUGGAUAUUUAACUCUAUCAUUACAAGAUGGGUAGAAAUUUGAUUGUAUCAAACAAUUCAAAUUUUUUCUAUAAGUAGUUCGGUUAAUCGAGUUUUCCAAAGGGGAAGUUUACAACUUUGAAGUUUUAUCAAAUAUCUUAUUAUGUAUGUAUAAUGUACCUGAACAAUCAGCAAUGAUAUGUUAUGUGUUAUAUAACAUUGAAAUGAUAGGAGCUUACCUACUAUUGAAUAAAGCACUGUUACAAGUAUUCUGCAACUGAACUUUAGUAAAAUGUUUGUCCUGAAUAUUUCAGCCACUUCUCAAUUAGUCGCGCAAUAAAACGAGAACAUUAUUACGAGCAUCGAUGAACACAGUAGAUAUAUAAAUAGAUAAUGUUAUUUGUAAAUUAUAAGGAAGUUAUAACAUAUCUGUAAUAAUGUUCCUAAAUAUCUGACAGAAAGCUACUCGUAAAAACAAUUUCAACCAUAUUUUUGUCAUACAAUUCAUGAUGUGUAUUUGAGAAAGACAUUUCUUUGUAAUACAACACAAUAGCUUAACUGACAAUAUGCAACAAAAAUUUAUAGAAUCCUUCAGAAUAUUUUAAUAUCAUUCGACAAGUACAAACUUUUCUGGUAGAAUGUAAAUACGUAAAUGAAACAUACCUUAGUACGUCAUUUGAUUGAAUGAUUAAUUUCUCAAUUUAAUCCCCUUAUACACAUGGUUUGAAUAUGAACUAUCAAAUUAUUAUGUAGUAUAAUUCUUUUUUCGGUGUAAUAAGGUGUAUUGGAAAAAGCAACUAAUUGCUAAAAAUAUUUACUUACAUAAUAGCUAACAUUUUGAACAAAAUUAUUAUAAUACGUUUCAUUUUUUUUCGAUUCCAAAUUAACUCUAAGUAGAGAAAAAACGAGUGCAGCAUUAUGAUUUGCUGUAUGAAAAAAAAAAAAUAAAAAAAAUACUUAUAAAUGCAAAUAAAUUAUGUUCCAACAGCUGCUGAAAACCAGGUAAUUGUUCACGUUUUCAAAGUAUUAAGUUACUGUCAUUUACGUAACCUCGUAGUGGGUGUAAUGUAUUGGGGAGUAAAAAAAAAAAAACAAUUUUAACCACGUUUAAGACAUUAUUGAAACUUUUUUUUUAACUGUAUUAAGGUACGUACGCGAAAGCGAAGUAUGAUUUAUUUUAUAGAGUAAAGCUAUUAUAAUACUUUGAUAAGAUACUUAAGACUACUGGCUAACUUCUGUAGCUUCUGGAUCUAGAAUCUAUCGAGUCCAAGCAAAUCACAAAUUUGACACACCGACUGCAUUGUUAAGUAUGGAUAAUAACCACCAGUGCAGUUAAACAAUUGAAAUGGAAAGAAAAUAUAGCAUAAAGACAAAAGAACUUACAAAAUUCAUAAAACAUGUCUAAUAACCAUAAUAUAGUAUAUGUAUACAUAUAAUUAGAGAAUUACUUGUAGGAAUAUGAAUAUCUACAAAGUAAUACAUUCAAACAACAGCUUUGUAGAUUUCAUUUUUUCGUUCUAUUAAUCCGAAUGAGU